AUGGAUUACCAUUCAAUUCACGGCUAUGAUAGAGCAAGCUUUUAUGCACCCGGCACGCACCGACUUCCAACAGUAUCAGCUUCACAGGCUCUUGACGAGCUUGAUAACGACGCGUCUACUCAUGUCUCAACCGGAAUUGAGGAUUUGGAUCGUUCUCUUAUUUCUAAUAUAACCGCUGACUCUCAAGAUACUACCAAAGGUGGUGUUCAACGCGGCCAGGUCACGGAGAUCUGGGGUCCCCCUGGUGCUGGCAAGACAGCAUUAGGAGCCAAGCUUACCCUUGCCUCGUAG
Fusarium musae is the source of this 291-nucleotide messenger RNA. RefSeq lists its product as uncharacterized. NCBI's taxonomy places the organism in Eukaryota, Fungi, Ascomycota, Sordariomycetes, Hypocreales, Nectriaceae. Gene Ontology annotation, biological process: reciprocal meiotic recombination; DNA repair; meiotic DNA recombinase assembly. The coding region runs from base 1 to 291 and encodes 96 amino acids. Gene Ontology annotation, molecular function: ATP-dependent DNA damage sensor activity; ATP binding; four-way junction DNA binding. Gene Ontology annotation, cellular component: Rad51B-Rad51C-Rad51D-XRCC2 complex; Rad51C-XRCC3 complex; replication fork. The record is from RefSeq and is a predicted model, not a curated record. The transcript is spliced from 3 exons.